Molecule: messenger RNA, 495 nt
Organism: Oppiella nova
Lineage: Eukaryota; Metazoa; Arthropoda; Arachnida; Sarcoptiformes; Oppiidae
Source: the annotation of a GenBank genome assembly
GGCCCGCUCUGGAUAUCCAUAACAUUAGUGUUCGCGACAGCCAUUUGUGGCAAUAUUGCUAAUUAUGUCAAAGACAUGGCAACUAUGAGUCCCAACAUCACGAACACGGACUGGCACUACGACUACACCAAAGUAGGUCUGGCGGCGUCCACGAUAUUCACCUACGUUUUGGCGGUACCGGUGUGUCUGUGGUUCCUGUUUUGGUUCAGGGGCUGUACGGCUAACUAUUCACUGUUAGAGACGAUCUGUGUUUACGGUUACUCUCUGUCAAUAUAUGUCCCGAUUUCCAUACUUUGGGUCAUUAAUAUCCGGUCCUUUCAACUGAUUCUGUUGUCAAUCGGAGCCAUACUGUCCGGCAGUGUACUGGUGCUGGUGUUCGCGCCGGUCGUUCACAGCGAUCCCUCCAAGACUAUUAAGACAUCGUAUCUGAUAUUAAUUAUAAUAAUAUUAAUGCACGCAUUCCUGGCCUUUGCUUUUCUUGAAUACUUUUUCUAA